AUGAAGGAGGACGCUGUCUUUGCCCUCAUAUUCGUGGCGUCGCUCGGUAUCGGUUAUCUUCUUCCCUCCGUAGACGCCGCGUCGCGCAGCGGAGCAGCAGGCGCCCUCGGCGCGACGCUGGUUGCACUCGCGUGUGGUCUGCGAUGGGCGCUCUACCCGCUGCUGACCAUCAUGAUCACCGCUGCAGCGCUUGCGUUUGCGCCCCGGCGACUGCACGGGCCGCUCUGCUUCGCUGCGGCCUUUGGAUCGCUCGCCGUGCUACGGCUGUGCGACUCGCCGCCCGGCGCGGCAAACGCAGUGCAGCUCGUCCUCACGCUGCGCCUCGCGUCGGUCGGGUUCGACUCUGCCGACGGGGGUUUGCCAUGCAACCAGGGGCCGCUCCGCCUCCUGCAGUACGCCUUCUGCUACCAUGGCCUCUUCUCGGGCCCGUUUUACCCGUGGGCCGAGUGGGCCGCAGCCAUGGGUGCGCCGGCGGGCGUGCCACUGCAGCCGGCGGAGCGGAGGCAGGUGUGGUGUGCGGUGCGCGACGCGGCAAUCACGCUGUGCGUCUGGCGAGGCGUGGCUUGGCUCACCCCCUACGCGCGGCUGUCCGAGCCUGGCUGGGCGGCCCAGCCACGGCUGUGGCGGCUGUGCUACUUUUACCUCUCGUCCUUCCAGUUCCGCUUCCGCUUCUACGCGCGCGCGAGGGGGCGUGCGAGGGCAGCCCCGUGCCACCGGAGGCGAGCCCGUCCGGAGCGGCUUGCUGUAGGGGUGCUGUGCCGCUUCCCGCACCCGUCAAACGUCUCGCCGUGGGAGUUGCGAGACUGCAACCUCGCCCUGCCCUCCCGCCCCGCCCGCCGGCUGGGCGCCUUUGCCGUCUCCGCCUUCUGGCACGGGAUGCACGCCGGCUACUACCUCUUCUUCGCCGGCCUCUUCGCGAUGGCGCGGCUGCCCGACCGCAGCACAUGGCCAGCCGCACCGAGGCUCGCUUGCGGCGUGCUGCAGCAAUGGUGGACGAUGGCGACGCUCACUUUCUUCGGCGCCGCUUUCAACCGGCGCGGCUGGAGCGAGACGCUCCAAGUGUGGGUGGCGGUGGAAAACUAUGGCUUCUGGCUGCUGGCGCUGCCGGGGGGUGGGGCGGCGCUGAUGCUCCUGCUCACGAAAGCAACCGGCUCAAAACGAAAAGCCCCGUGA
This is a messenger RNA of Emiliania huxleyi CCMP1516, 1173 nucleotides long. RefSeq lists its product as hypothetical. The coding region runs from base 1 to 1173 and encodes 390 amino acids. The transcript is spliced from 4 exons. The record is from RefSeq and is a predicted model, not a curated record. Gene Ontology annotation, biological process: phosphatidylinositol biosynthetic process; lipid modification. Gene Ontology annotation, molecular function: lysophospholipid acyltransferase activity. Gene Ontology annotation, cellular component: membrane; mitochondria-associated endoplasmic reticulum membrane contact site. NCBI's taxonomy places the organism in Eukaryota, Haptophyta, Isochrysidales, Noelaerhabdaceae.